Messenger RNA from Haliotis rufescens (red abalone), 13326 nucleotides. RefSeq names its product zinc finger protein Xfin-like. Gene Ontology annotation, molecular function: RNA polymerase II cis-regulatory region sequence-specific DNA binding; DNA-binding transcription factor activity, RNA polymerase II-specific. Lineage: Eukaryota; Metazoa; Mollusca; Gastropoda; Lepetellida; Haliotidae. The record is from RefSeq and is a predicted model, not a curated record. Gene Ontology annotation, biological process: regulation of transcription by RNA polymerase II. Bases 278 to 1705 code for a protein of 475 amino acids. The transcript has 3 exons.
GAAUGCUAAUGAUUGAUAAUGAGCUAGCUGACCGAGAACAUGUGAACAAGAGGUGUUUGUUGCAUACAGACAGAGAGAAGGUUUGUGAGAUUUGAUGCGUUCAAGCUUUUGUGACGUUUAUACUGAGUUUACGCUGUUGUAAUGGUCAUGCAGAGUCGGUACACGUGACGGGGAGGAGGAGUUCCAGGUUAUUGUUGAAGCAUCAUUCAAGCGCUUCGGAGCUGUGUCACCUGUAUGUUCUCAAUGGAAUGUGUGGAAUAGAGAGUGCACAAAUGCCAUGGAAGAGACCACUGAAAGGAAUGGCUUCACUCCUAUUAAACUACCUCCUAGUUCCGGCCCAAGGCCACAUCGGUGUGAAGUCUGUCAGCGUUCUUUCCGAGAGAUCGCCACCUUGAGGAAACACGAACAACUUCACCGAGCUGACAGACCCUACGUGUGUACGACAUGCGGCAAGUCCUUUCUGUGGUCCUCCAAUCUCAAGGUGCAUGAACGAGUUCAUACGGGUGAACGGCCAUACAAAUGCAAAAUCUGCCAUCGUUGCUUCACACAGUCAAAUGAUCUGCGUCGCCAUGAGCGCAAUGUCCACAUGCGUGGCAAGCUUUACGGGUAUAAAAGCGCUGGCAGACCAAACAGUCAUGUUAACCUUGCUGCCUACCAAGCUUUUGCUCUCCAACAGAGGGCGCUUUUACAGCAAGCACUGACAUACGAGAGCUUCAUGCAGAAUGCGGCUGCUGCAUCUCAUGUAAACUCCUUCCAUCCUCACCCUCAUCCACAAGCGAUGAUACAGAAACCGCAUGAAACAAUGUCUACCUCAGUCCCUAAUCACAACCCCAAGGAAACUACCUCUGUGAGCCCAAUCAAGUUGGAGCAAGUAACACCUCCUUCGACUCCAAGCGAGACAGAUCCGGAAACACGGAACGGCCUGGAGAAGCGCUCCCUGUCCACGACCUCCCCUCACACCUCGGACAGCCUUCAAAGCCCCCUACCAUCCAGCUACACGCCUCUGUCUGCUGGCUCUGCAGGUAUGAUACAGUCGCCUCCCCUACUUAUGGCUUCGUCUGCGCCUCCAAUGACAUACGGGAAAGAGGAAUACAGUAAGAAUUGCUAUUCUCCCUCGGUUCUGCAAGCUCGCAGAGCAAGCGAAAAUGGUUAUUCUCCCUACCACUAUGGAAACGGCAACCUGUCACCUCAUGGCUAUGUGGCUAACCAACACAAUCUACCUCAAGCCCAUGGUCACAUCACAACCUCCGAGAGCAGUCAGUCACAGGAAGACAAGACUUCUUCCUGUGACAAGGUAAUGGACCUCAGCAUGGGGAGCAAGAACAGCAGCGAGACACACGAAUCGGAUCUGGAUGAUGCAGACUUGAAGGCCAGUAAUGGAGAACACAUGCCACCACCAAAGACUCCCAGUGUGGAGUCGGAAAGUGACGGGAAGCGGGAUGUGACAACUACCUCAGUGAGUCCGAUGGCCGACUCAGGGAUCCACCACUGUGAGCACUGCAACAUAUUCUUCUACGACUUCACAAUGUACCAUCUACAUCAGAGUCUGCACUCCCCUUACCAAGAGCAUCCCUUCUGCUGCCCGUCCUGCCAGAAGCGUUGCCAGGACCGGAUUGAGUUCAUGUUCCACAUCGUGUGGCACGUAAAGUACCCCAACACCAUCCCCAACUAUCAGCCCUUCAAGGAGAGUUACCUCACCUCGUGAGAAGCCCUCUGCAAAAUGGGUUGGUCGUGCAAGACGGGACAUAAAAGCAGGAAAGUCUUACUUUGAGCGUGCAAGGGAGCUAAAUCACAUAGCACGGCUAGUAACCUAUGACAGGCAUAAUUUUGUUUGCAGGAUGGAAAGGAAAAUAUGGUGCAUUUAUUAUACAAAAUUUUCUUCAAACUUUCAUAUUAGAUUUAUUCCUUCUGUCCGUUUUGUUAUGCUAGUCAUAGUAACAAAAACUUGCCAUGUCUAUAAUUACUUUGAAUUCUAUUCAUUGAAGAGUUCCUUGUUCAAGGGAGACAAUCAUGUAUUGGUUGAACUUGUAUUGAUAAGGAGUUGUGACCAAAAAUGCAAAACAUAGGUGUUUGGUUGCAAGAUUACAGUGAUAAAAUGCAGGGGCGGUGACCCUUUUGUACAUGUUUUGGUGUGCCAUUAGAAAUUUGUGUUGACUAUGGAGUGAGAUUUCAUGAAUUUUGUGGUUCCGGUGUCUUGUUUACAGAGAAGUAAGAAAUAUCUCGGAUGGUUGUCUUUAAAGUUAGUUGUGCUAGCAACUACCGGUGACAGAAUACAUGACACAGAGCUUUUGGGUUGAGAUUCGUAAAUGAUGGAAGUUUUCGCGUUCCCCUUUUUUCAUGUGUCUUGUCAGUUUUUUGUUUUAAGGACAAAUCCUUUUUGUUUUGUGCUUUGGUUUACAUUCUCUGCCUUUAUGCCAGGGACGUACAUUACUAAGAUAUUCCCAAUAUUUCCUUGACCCUGUCAUCAACAGUCAGUACCUCAGUGGUAACGAUUUUCCUGCAUUUGAAGCUACCUCAAGGAUGUUUAAGGAAGUUUGUUAUUUAAAAAAUUGAAUCAUGAAUGAAGUACGGGUACUCAUUACUCUACCAGAAGUUGAUAUGCUCAUUCUUUAGGGGAUCCAGGUUGAAGUGUUCUACCUCUGUACAAAGCUACAAAGCUUUUUAAUAAGUCAGCUGUUUUAGUUUGUUAACAAUAUAAACACAACAUAUUUUCUUUCGUUUAUUGCAUCUUGUUAUUCAACAAAUUGAAUAUUUUAUAUGAACUGAAGAAACUUUCAAAUUCCAAUUUUUUCACAAUUAUUCUGUAUUAUUUUGUUUCUGUUUACAAAAUAUGUUCUCAUAUGGUAUGGUUGUACAUUCAUUAUAAAAAAUGUAUACUAUCUGAAAUGUCACAGUUGACAAUUUCGCCUGUUCUACAGCCAUGUUUCAGAUUGUCAACUGAAUGCUAUGUCAUAAGCAAGAUUAAUCAUGUGGUAAAUUUGUAUGAAUAUGUUAAGAAUAAUCAUAAUCUUUUUAAGUUGGAACGGUAUGGAAGAAAAUGUUUUUACGGAUGGUUCAACAAUCUUAAUCUGUUUAAUAGAUUUACAUAUAUAUAUGUACAUUUACUUUAAAAGAGCUAUGUUGAUGAAUAUAGAGGUUUCAUUUUAUUAAAAAUUAUUAUAAAUUUUAAAACAUUGCUAAAUUGCAAAGUAUUUUAUAAAAUGAAUCCAAAUUUGGUGCUAAUAUAUCAACAGAUGAUCCAUCUGAAGAAACAAUUUUCUGAAUAUUGUCAUUCAGUCUGAACUAAAUGUUCUCAAUCGUUGAUAAUUCCUUACCGUUCCAUUAUUUCUCUAAGCUGAUGAUCCUACUCAUCAUCCUAUACAAAUUUCCCUUUCUUGACAGGGAUUGUUAGCCCAUACAGAUCAGGGACUUUUCCAUGCAUGCAUAACACACUCUCAGUGUAUGUAAUUCAGGCUACAUCUGUGUUUGUGUGGAUGAGGAACAGCUAUUCUGAAAACUACUUAUCAUAUCUAAGUAUAUUUCCUCAUGAUCUCUUGAAUUUCUGCUGAUUAAUAACACAUGUACUUGUCAUACAAGGCAAUCCCUGACAGCCGACUGUCAGGCAGGGAGCCAGGAUACAGGCAUGUGUCAUUAUAAAGGCAGGAAAUGGUAGUUACAGGAAUUUGACCCUGAAAUUAUAAAAGGCCAACUUGUUUUACUGAUUCUUCUACUGUUAAAUUUCAAAAAGAAAUUGCAGAAUAAAAUGAAAGUAUUUACUUCAAUUAACAGUCCAGUCAAAAAAAUACCACAUGUUUUAAGUAAACAGCAAGAGACUUAUUUUAUUUAUAAACCAUUCAAAAUUUCUUAAGUCAAGAAACAUCAAAUAUUUUCAUUCUGUGAAAGGAUGUAAUGAAAAGUAAACUAAAAUUAUGGAAUAUCUGUGUAAAAUAAGUUUCUUUUUAACAUCGAAUUGUGUAGAACAACCUGCCGUCAGUCUAACAUGUUGUCGAGGGUACUUGGCUCACCUGAUGUGAUCGAGUGAGCAUGUGCAGGCAUCUCUCGUCAUUACCCACAAAGCACUGCUCUUCUUCAUGCUGUGUAAGAACUUUUAUGAAAUGUGCUAAAAACUUCAUACAGGUUUAAUGAAUAAUGUUAUAAGAAGAUUUUUGAAUAUACAAAUAUUAUUUUCUUCAUAAAACAGUUACAUUGACUGCAUUUUGCCUGACAUCUAGAGUGAACUAAGGAUAUUCUAUCUUUUAUUACUUCCAAGGUCUGAUUGAAUUUGAAUUUUAAAUGAAACCUAUAAUUUUGUUUCCAUGUUUUGGAGAAUAUGUCACAAUUUGACUGAAAUCCACAUCACAUUUCAAAGUUGUCACCUAAUUUAUGAAUUGCUUCAGAUUUCUUCAUUUGGACCAUGAAGUUGCAUGUGAGCUGCAGUACUUUAAACAUGAUAAGUGUAUUGGAUUGUUACGAAAACUAUCAUACCUCAAAUUUAUAGGUAAUAUAUUAAUAUAACUUAUUUUUAAUGUCUUCAUUUUUUUCUUUUCUUAUUUGAGAAGUCCUCAGGAACAUGACAUUCAUUAUUGAGCUCAGGAUCAUGAACCGUUAUUCCUACAAAGGUGCAGGGCUGCCAGCAAUUCAGGGAGAAUCACAACAUAGCUUUAUGAGAGUAUUUUGUAUCAUAUUUUCAACAACAUUAAUUGAAAUGAUUUCAUAAUGACAUUAUGAUUGUCUACAAUAAUAGGAAAACUAGUGUGUUUAACUUAAAGAGUAUUAUGUGGUUUAGUCUUCAAAUGCUUUUUAAUCAAAAAUUUGCUGAAAACGAAAUACGUUUUUUAAUUUUGUGAAAUUUUCCGCUUUCUUUUAUUAUUGUUAGGAAGACAAGCUAAUCUUCUGACAUACUUACUCCAGAUCUAUUAGAGAGUAGAAACAUUAAUAUCAAGAUUUUUUUCAAAUGAGUAUGUAGACUUACUUUUAAAUUGAUGUUGAUGUUUAUUGUUAACUUUUAAAACUUUGAUGUCAUGAUGUUAUACACAUGUGUAGAAACAAUUCUUUAUUUAAAUUCUUUACUAUACACUAGAGUAAGUUUAUCUGUCAAUUGAUUUGAAGUUUGUUCUUAACUACCUCAAUUUCCACACCAAUUACCAUGAAAAGUGUUUGACUUCUUUUGAUGAAUUUCAUGAAAAGUAGCAAUGUCGCGUUUCAUGUUGGAUGUUGUAAGUGUGUCCUAUUAAUAAAAAAAAGCAUAGUAGACAAUUAGAUAUUUCAAUAUCUUGAGUUGGGACUAUCCCCGAGUGGGAAGUGGUAGCACUGUUUGAUCUCAGUGUAACCGUGUUCCUCCGUGUUCUAUCUUUCUGUGGAUGUAGAUUAAGGUGUAUGUACAUAUCCCAACCUUUCUCCAACACUUGGACGAAAGAAACUUGACCUACCUCAGUAAAUUUCAAAUGGAUUUCAGGUAUUUUCUUUCCUUUGAUUAUGUAUUGCAUCUUGUUCUAGAGCAUAUGUGCUUUUAGUAUUGAAGAAAAAUGCUGUGAAUACUUGCUAUUUGUUUGUAUUUCAGUAUAGCAUGUCUCCAUGGUAACUAUUUAUAGUAGAGUGCAUUCGUAGUAAGGAAAAUGAUAGCAAUUCUAACUAAUCAGUACCACUGUCUUUUGUUUUUGAAUUUAGAAACUAUUAUAAAAAAGCAAUCCAUCUGAAAAUAUGCCCAUUUCUGUUUAAUUUACUGCAACUUUCCUGCCCUAGUGUUAAGGAGAAACAGUUAUCACUAUAAACUGGAGUUACCAUGGAAACAUCUCUACUGAUUGACCAGCAUUUUAGUAUUUACAUCAUGCAUAGUGCUGUAAUAUAUGCCUUUUGCCUUACCUUUUGUUUGACCUUUCAACUUGAAUUUUGUGGAAACACCCAAAAAAAUAUUUGAACACAUGUGUCCAUCUCAAUGUGUAUACAUGAACUGUUUUGUGCUGUAGGGUUGAAACUUUGUAUUUUGUGCUAUCUUGCUCAAUGAUACCGUGAUGCAAAUAGCAUAAGAUUUUGGAGGAUUCUCCAAUUUUUAUUUACCAUUGUACUGUUUGACUAUUUCCUUCGUUGUACACAUUGUUACUGAAAUGUUAAGUUAGGUUCAUAGGCCGGUCAAAUCUACCUAAUUGCCAUAUUACAAUUGUAACUGAUUUCGUUAAACUGCUCAACAUGCAGUGGAUGUAGGUAUUAAAUCCAAGUUUCUAAUCAGCCUCACUGGAAUUAACAACAAUUUUCUUUAAUAUUUGCUUCUCUUUAACGUUUAACGCCUUAUGCAUAUGAGUCCUAAGGCCUAUAUUGCAUGUAUACCAAAGACUAGGCCUACAUUGUUCUGAUGAUGUUGUUAUGGCGACAGUGGGUAUGUAGGCCCUUGUCCUAGUAGAUAUAUUUUGUUAGCCAAGUCUGUUGUUUACGAUCCCAUUGUUCCAAUAGGGGUUAAAUACAGCAUGCUUCUAUGCUCUGCCAGGGACAGACUGUCCUCUGCUCACAUAGACUACACUUUAAUGCAAUUAUUUCCUCGAAAGUUUAUCAAAUAAAACUUACUGUCAAGUAAAUUGGAUUUCAAAAAUUUAGUUCUUGAACUGGAUAAUAAUUUUCUGGACUUCAAAACCAUUUGAUUUUCUUUUUUUGAAUUUUGAAAAGUAUAAUUUUUGCAUGAGUGUAGAUCUAUAAUCAAAUCAAAUGUAUCGCCCAUGGGGGCAUCUCUCAGGUUAACAAAAAUCAGGAUUGAUUUACACAUAUAACUAUAUAGAAAUACCUCUCUUGUACAUGGUACUGUGUGUUCCAUAUUAUAGAUGUUCAUGUAUUUUACCUUACCUGUAUUUACAAUGAUAUUUCAACUGUGUACAUUGAUCUAAUAGCAAGGCUAUGUGUGUAACCCUUUCUGCUUCCUAGAAGGCAAAGUUUAUGGAUAUUUAUGGCUUUUACUAGAUAUUACCUAUUUCUGUUCACUGUGAGACAAACACUGUUAGGAAAGGGACAAUGUCUGGUGUACAGAGACUUGAAGGAAGGGGAGGUUAUCCUUGUCUUACCAGGGGAGAUAACUAUGUUUGUAUCACAGAGGAGAGCUUGUGCAUUUACAUAUGUGAUACUUCAAGUAGCUCAGCGGUUCAAGUCUUGAAAAAUAUGCAUUUGUACAGCUAUUUGUAUUGUCUAGUUCGCUUCAUCACAUUUUCCAAAUUAUUAUCAUGUGUCAUAGUUGUAGGAACAUUGUUUGUGUUAUACAUCCCUAGGGCAUCAAUAGUGCUACAUGAUCAGGCUUGUUCUGGGGAACAAAGAGCACCAAUGUUCAGUUGGAUAUGAUACUGUUCAGCAGAAUCACCAUGUAUUCAUCACCCUUUAAACUCAAUUACUCACGAGUAAUGAAUUAGAUUUAAAAUCUAUUGAACUUCAUUCCCAGUCAAUUUGGAUUUCAUGUUUUUUCUUUCGAAAUCAAACUUUUUACCAAAGUAGCGCUUUCAACAGAAUGUCAAGAGUCUCAUGUCGUUUUUACGUGACAAUAGAGCAAUCAGCAAGCCUUCUUUAAAUGGAGACUGUUCACUAGAAUACGUCGUCACAGCAAGUUGAUUAUAUAUUUAGGCCUGAAGGAAUAUUUGCUCAGCCCAGGGUACCUGAAUCAAUAUACUUUCAUAAUGGUAUACGUGAAGUUAAUUUAUGUUUUUAAUUUUAUCCUGCAUACUUGAAGCAAUUUUUUUGACUGAAAUGGUGAUGGUACAGAAUGGGAAGUAGAUAAAGAACAACUGGACAUACAGGUGUGUUUGUUUAACAGAAGAAGUCUGUGUCUACGAUAACAAGAUCAUUCAUGACCAUUGUGUAUAUGUCAUCCAUAAUCACAUUGUAACCAGCCUCGGAGUCACUCAACUCUCAGUUUGUGUUCUCAGAACGCGUUAUGAGGAACAGUGGCUAUUCUCGCUGUCUAAUGAAUUCAGGGCGUGAUUGGAGCAUGGCCAAAUGUUUGUGAAUGAAAACCGGUGAAUGAGAGGUCAUUUAUAGGGCAGGCCCUCUUCAGUUAAUUUGUUACUGAACUAGAGUUAAAAAAACAUACUUUUGUUCAACUUGUUUACUUUGUGUUCAUUUUGACUGACCUGAUAAUCCCAGUUGAUGGCUUAGGAAACAAGCUCAUUCAAAGAAAUGGAAUGAUCCUUUCCGUUUCAAGGUGAUUUAGGUUGUAUUAUAGCACCUGUGGUUAUAUUUUUUUGUUAUUUGAUAAUUGGGGUACAACAAAGUUUUAAAAAAAGGCAAAUUAGCUAUUUGGGAACAUAGCUUGAUGUUGGUUCCAUUGAGUUUGUUUUGGUGUUUGUGAAACAGCAGAUUUGUUAAUCAAGAUAUUUUACUGUUUUUUUAAAUAUUACUUUAUGAUUACCCCAGGUAAUUUGAAGAAGUCUCGUGACCUGUUUAUUUUGUGGUUUUUUUGUUUGAUUGAUUUUGAGUGAGUGAGGGUGACUGGGUGAAUGUGUCUCUUCAGCUGAACCAGACUCAUUUUGUAAUGUGGCCAAUCGAUUUUUAGUUCUUGUUUUAUAGAUCAACCACUUGCAAAAGCCAAAUAUGACGGAAGCCCUGAUAAAAAACAAAACCAGUAGCCCGUUUAACAGGGAACCUAGUCCGCGAUUGUGAUUCAGUUUCAUUUGAGUGAUAAGAUGAUUUCAAGUCUGAAUUUUCCUUCUUGCAUAUUUAGACAGUGAUGACAGACAAAAGACCUUAUUACCAUCUCUUGAAGCCAAACUGGCUAUUAGAGGAGCCCUGCCUGCAGGUCUUGAAGAAAUAUUUAAAAACAGAAAUCUUUAAAGAUGUUAUCAGCACAUUAUCACAUGAUCUGUACAAAAUAAUGGGGGAAAAGAUCUAUUUAUUUGUGAAAGUUAAUCAUAUUCAUGUCAUCUUCAAAUUUGAAGAUGCUUUGGGUUUUUUAGUUAAUCGGUAUUAUUUUUGUCUAAGUUGAUAAAUUUCUUGCAAGGUUUUGAAGUUUCGGCUUUCAUCGGGCUGGUAGAGUUGAAGAAGAAUGAUUGGUGGAUGUUUUUUUAAUGUUCAAUACUCAGUUAUUGUUUAUUUUCAGACAUUAACAAUUUUUCAAUAUAUCAAAAUUGAAAAUUAUUAUGGGGCUGAUUUUUGUUAAGGGAUUAAUUUGACAAGCGUUACCAAUCUUAUCCAGGCUAGAUGACCAGAUAUGCCUGUCUCUAUUUAUUCUACCAUGUGUCAUAUUCCUCUUAGAGGUUCUAAAAAAACAGAAAUCCUUUUUAAGUCUAGUAUCACUAGGACUCUAAAUGUGGAGAGUUAAUGUUGAUCUCUGAAUAGCAAGAGGCAUUCAGAAAAAUAGUUACUCCAAAACUUAACUGUUUCAUAAGAGAUUCAGAACUAAAAUUGUACAUUUGUGAAUUUUCUGAAAACAAAUUAAGACUUGAAGCUAGUUAUGUUUGUAAGAGUCAUGAAUGAUAACAUGCUUGUGAGUGAUGUUAGCCAAGCCUGUCUGCUUUGUUAGAUAUCAGUUGUAGAUGUAGAUCGUGAAUUGUCAUGCUUUCUGUAUAGAGGCUUCUGUAGGCUGUCAUGCCUGUGCAAUCCAGUAGUGCUUUCUGUGUUCACAUAAUGUUUGUAUAGCUCAUUCAGCAUAUUGUCCCAUCAGUGAAGACAGCGGUCAUUGUUUCCGAGUUCUGCCUGGUUGGAUGACAAGACUACUAUAACCACAGGCUUUGAUUUGUACUGCUAUUGGCUUUUGAAUAGUGAAGUAUUUUCUAAAUGGUCAGUUGGACCCGGUGACUUAUGAAAAUAUCUUGGUGUCAUGGGUGUUUUUCAAGGGUGGAAUUUGAAUUUUAUGAAAACAUAACCAUUGACCGGUGAAAGACCACCACUAUUGGCGGGAGGAUUGGUGCCUGAAUAUGACCUGUGACCAGUGUCGGGAAGAAGGAGGGACAACAUGCUUUGUUUAAUCAGAACUCUUGACUUGAAUCCGUGUAUUGUAGUGGUAUACAUGCAUACUGGUACUAUAUAUAGUAUAUAUAGCUUGUACAGUAAUAACCUCACCCCUGAAUGUACCAGUGAAUUCUCCCAUUAUGUUAGGACUAUGCACUAAUGAGGAAGAGUCCAUUUGGAUUUGUGGGUGUUUGGGAGUUGAAACUGUCGUUGCCAUAUUUGAGUACAUGUAUAUGCUAGAUAUUGGUACAUUUACAAAUGUAGUUGUGUAAGUGUGUUUGUCUUACAGAUUCUCUUGCCUAUGAUAUCGCACAACAUUUGCUCAGUAUACUACGUUUCUUGUUGCGAUUCAAUGUAUUUUCAACUCUUUUGAAAAAUUGCAUUGUUUAAUUGUUCCUUGUUAAGCCUUUUCCAUGUUUAAAAUGUCAACAAUAUUUCUCUUUUAUUUCAAAUCCAUACAAGAACUGUUUUCCUCAAGCAAAUAGUCACAAUGAUUAAGUGCUACAAAAAGCCUACUGUAGUCUUUUUAGUAUUAGAAUGGUUAUUGAAAAUAUUGCAGUAUGAAUGUCUGGAAACCUUAUUUUUCUUCAUAAUAUAUGCCUUUCACUUUUGAUUACUUUUUGUGAGCGCUAUUGUUUGGUUACUUGUUCGGUUACUUUUUCAGACCUCUGACCUUGCUCACGUUCAUGCUCAGCAGGAACUUACCAUUCAAGAUUGCAUUUAAAGGAAUGCUUGAGGAAAUCUGGUUUUGAAUCAUGUUUUUCUAUGGAUUUCUCCAUGUAUGUGCGUGUUCAAUGUUGCAUCUCAGGAGUACCAUUUUGGCUACAUAAUACACUCAUAAACCAUAAAAUCAAAUAAAUCAAACUGUCGGUUUGAAAGCCUCCAUACCCGCCAACUUCCCUCCCUCCAUUCCUAGCUUCUCUUGACAAAAAGAUUUUUCCAUCAGAUUCAGUUGAAAAGCAACUCACAUUGUCAUGUCAUGUUCAAUGUUCAAUUCAAAACGGGUACUUGGCAUUAAGUCAUUUAUUUGAUUUUGUGGUCUUGAACUUUCUGACGAGCUGGAACCCAUACGGGUGCUGUUGGCCAUCUUCCGUAGCUUGUAUGACUAUAUUGGAGGGUUGUUUAUGUGAAUAAGUAUCAUGCACCAACUGGUCGUGUGGCGUUUCAGCUCGGAUGUUUUUACUUUCAAUUUCUUGUAUUGAUGGAUGCAUUAAGCCAGCAUCAGACUAGUUGUGACGAGUCAGGGGCAGAGCUGAAGGAGUUGACACUCAAUACAACUGUCAUUCAUCAAUGUAAACCAGCAUUCUCCCAUACCAACAAUUGUGCAUGCCAUGUCUUUCAAGACAAUAUCGCCAACUCAUCUCUCACCCUCUCCUCCCACUCAACAGUGUUAAUCAAAACCCUGCACCUCAUUUUUACUUUGACCCCAUCAUCUCUAGUUGCCAUCCAUCCAUCUACCCUGCCUACACCCAUUGCCUGAUGGCUGCCUCAUUCCAGCAGUGCCUCCAUGUUACCGAUUUACAUGUUCUCCAGCACUUCAUUCUGCCCUGCCCUGCCCUGCCCUGCCCUGCCCUGCCCUGCCCUGCCCUGCCCUGCCCUGCCGCGCCCUGCCCACCAGCACAGUCUCAGGUCCCCACCCCCAACCCUAUAAAGAUCCUGUGGAGGCAACACUUCAGCUGGAGCUGCAGGUCCAGUAUCAAAUCCUCGACCUACCCCUUCAUACCCUGUAAAGAUCCUGUGUAGGCAACCCUUCAGUUAAAGGUGCUUGUCCAGUAUCAAAUCCUCGACCUGCCCCUCAAUAAAAUAGAUCCUGUGUAGGCAAGGCUUCAGCUACAGCUCCUACUUCAGUGUCAUAUCCUGGUCUUGCCCACAUCACUCUGAUGCUGUGCAGUCAGCUUCCAUCCUUCCUUUUGUAGUAGUGUUCAUAUAGUGAAGUGAGUCCAUUCACUCGGGGGAGGUUCUGUUUGAUCCUAGUGCUGCCACCUGGUUGAAUUGAUGAGCACAUCUCCACACCAUACCAGUGUAAUGAUUUCAAGUUUAUUGCAUGUUUCUGGAAUCAGAUUAAGUGUCUUGCAAGAACUAUCAUGCAAAGAAUACAUGUUACACUGUCAUUGUUUUGCUCCAAAUAAUAUAAUUUAUACCAGUUAGUGACUUUUUAUUUUAAUGUUAAGUGCAACAUCAUUCACCCAACUAAGUGGCAGCAUAGAAUCAAGGGGAGAGAACCAGCCUGAUCUCUUGUUUAUUAUUUGACGUAUUAUGAAACGGGUGCCAUAGAUGUUAGGCAGCUUAUGCAGCAUUUCUGCCUCUCCUUAUGAUUUGUUGUUUCUUCUUAUUUACUAUAUUUGUGACUGCUUGAUUUGCUGUCUGUACGUCUCACCUUGUGAUGGGGACCAUGUUUGGCUUCUAUAGAAAUUUGGCCUCAUUGAAAGCUCUCCUAUGUCUUAACACUGCUGACUUUAAUUCUAUAUUUAUGAAACAAUUCAGGGAUGAUAUGAUUGACUUGAAGUCACCAGUGUUUGGUCAGUGUUUUUAUUUUGGUAUUUAUUGUUUUUGCAGAUAUUGACAGCAAAUCAAGCUUAUCUUGUACACCUUGUAGUUUUGUGUGCUUCACUAUUAUUUUGUCCUCAAAAACAUGAGGUUCUACAUAUGCUUUGCAAGGAACAUUAGGAUAAGAAAUAUUUGAAGUUAAGAAAUUAUAAUUGUAAGGCAUAAAAACUUGAUCUGGUAUUAAUUGUGUUUGCAGAAAUGAAUGUUUUAUGCUAUGUUGUUGAGCUCAAAAAGAAAAUUAGGAUUUAAUCAGAAAAUUUAAUCAGAACUUCGUGUUUUUGACAUAUUUAACAUUCUGCACCUAAAGGGCAUUCAACUUGUACCAAGCUUAUGGUGAAGGUUGUUAACUGUACUGCUGUUUCAUCCAGUGGAGGAAGUUAACUCACUCACACAUUGAUAUGCUUUAACAAUGUGCACCAUCAUGUAAUCACUGUAUGUGCUUUCAAUGUUGGAGCCCUUUAAGUACAAAUAAUGUUGAUUAGAGUGAUUGUAUAUAUUCUAAAUUCAAGGUAUGCAUCCUUAUGUGUGGAUACAUUAAGAAAGAUAAAACUGUUGUCUGUAUUCAGCUGACGUGUAGUAAUUCUUUCGGAGUCUACCUCAUGUUACUACUUCAGGGUGUGCACGGGCAGUUGUUUCAGGUUUCAACAGGGAAAAGAUAGGGACUUGUUGACAACCUUGUCACAUCCCUCAUUUGAUGAAUUUUAUUAUUGAAUGUCACUCUUAGUUUUAUAUAGGUUUUAGUUUGUAUUACUCUUAGGGAUCAGCUAACACUGUAGUUUUUAAUAUUGUUAUUACUAUGAUAAAUGUGCAUUUUGCUGCCUCACUCGGUAUUUACAUUUAUUGUUACUUGUAAUAGUUAACAACAUAAAGUUACUCUUAACCAUC